CCGAACAGAUUUAUAGAAAAAUCGAAGGUAAAGGGUCUAAAAACCAAAAACGUCAGGGUUUCUUUUCUCUCUCUUUUUCUUCUUCUGAUAGGAGGGGAGUUCUGUCUCUCAUUCUUCACUGAAAGCAAGAAUCAUGGCCGUUGAAGCUCCUAGAUCUGGUGGUGGGCCCGCCGAUUCAUACAUAGGAAGCUUGAUUAGCUUGACAUCGAAGUGCGAAAUCAGAUACGAAGGUGUUCUUUACAACAUCAACACCGAAGAAUCUAGCAUCGGCUUGAGAAAUGUAAGAUCAUUUGGAACUGAAGGACGAAAAAAGGAUGGUGCCCAAAUUCCUCCAAGUGACAAAGUUUAUGAGUACAUACUCUUUCGUGGUAGUGACAUCAAGGAUUUACAGGUUAAGUCCUCCCCACCCGUUCAAGCUACACCACCGCCGCCACCGCCGCCUAUUCACAGCGAUCCUGCUAUCAUACAGUCACACUAUCCUCGGCCAUCGUCUGCAACCUCAAGUUUGCCUUCUGCUGGGAGCGUGACCAUGGCAGAUCCUAGCUCACAUGCUGCCCAGCUAGGGCUGCCUAGGUCACCAUUCCAAGGUGGUUUGCCUUUAUAUCAACCUGGGGGAAGUUUGGGGUCAUGGGGAUCAUCACCUGCACCUCAAAAUGGUUCUGGGCUUCCCAUGCCAAUGUACUGGCAAGGAUUUUAUGGGCCCUCAAGUGGGCUGCCUCACCUACAACAGCAACAGCAGCCUUUGAUUCGUCCUCCGCCAGGCUUGCCAAUGCCCCAAUCCAUGCAGCAACAGCCAAUGCAAUAUCCUGGCAUGAAUGCAUCGUUGCCGACUGGUGCUCCAAAUCUGAUGGAAUUUCCUUCUCCUUUGUUGCCACCAGUUACUGGUACCCCAAAUCUAACCUCGACUACUUUGCCAUCGACUCUAGCUCCCAUCCAAGCUGCCGCCUUAGCUUCUGAAACAUUGCCGAGCCUGAUGCCAAAUAAGGCUCCUAUUACCUCUGUUCCCUCAACAACUCAGAGCACAAGCUUGCCAUUGGUGCCUCCUUUAACCACUACUAGUCUUGAUAUCAAUGCAAUGGUGGCACCAGUCUCUGGCAAGCCUCGAACGGUUCCCGGCCCAUCCCUGCCCUAUCAAAGUAUGUCUCAAUCUGUGUCCGGCAUUGUUGGGCCGUCCACAUCAAGUCAUACUGAAACAUUGGUGCCUCCUUUGGUAACUCCAGGCCAGCUAUUGCAGCCUGGGCCCACCACGCUUUCUUCAUCCCAACCAUUACAAACUGGGAAAGAUGUAGAGGUUGUGCAAUCCACCUCAUCAGAACCAUCAGCUUUGGCUCCGGCUGAAGCUCAGGCACCGAUAUUGCCAUUACCUAGAGUACCGGAUAAUAAGAUGAAUGGAGCUGCCUUACAAAACCGUUACAGUAAUAGGGGUCGUGAAAGAGGAAGAGGGAAUGGGAUGUCGCGCGGAGUGACCAAAUUCACAGAAGAUUUUGAUUUCAUCGCGAUGAAUGAAAAAUUCAAGAAGGAUGAAGUGUGGGGUCAUCUUGGUAAAAGCAAGGUUAGGGACAAAGAAGGGGAAGCAGGAGAUGAUGAUGCAUAUGAUACUCUGGAGGAAGAUGAUGCUCAGUCUUCAAGAUUUGAAACGAAGCCUGUUUAUGUUAAGGAUGACUUCUUUGAUUCUCUUUCCUGCAAUGCACUCGACCGAGGAUCAAUGAACGGGAGGACCAAGUUCUCCGAGCAGAUGAAAAUCGACACAGAGACAUUUGGUGAUUUCCCGAGGCAUCGUGGUCGGGGUGGCCGCGGUCCAGGUCGUGGUGGUGGCCGGUCAAGGGGUCCCUUUUAUGGAAGGGGAUACGGCUACGUUGGGAGGGGCCGGGGUCAGACCAUGUACCGACCCAACUAGCUAGUCAAGGUACGAAUGUUAGUAUGCUGGUUUGUGUCAUCUUUUGGACUAUAAAAGCUAAUCCAAGGCCACACCUCCCCACCUAAGAAGAGAAACUGAUGGGGAGAGGGCUUGGCUUGUAAUAUCACUGCUUGUCUUUUGUGACUAGUGAGAAAAUAAGCAUAGUUUCAGGACUAA
Molecule: messenger RNA, 2074 nt
Organism: Magnolia sinica
Lineage: Eukaryota; Viridiplantae; Streptophyta; Magnoliopsida; Magnoliales; Magnoliaceae
Product: protein decapping 5-like
Exons: 8
Coding region: 134-1897 (587 amino acids)
Biological process (GO): P-body assembly; cytoplasmic stress granule assembly
Cellular component (GO): P-body
Molecular function (GO): mRNA binding
Source: RefSeq, a predicted model, not a curated record